Messenger RNA from Phaeodactylum tricornutum CCAP 1055/1, 1372 nucleotides. RefSeq lists its product with no specific name. The record is from RefSeq and is a predicted model, not a curated record. Gene Ontology annotation, molecular function: actin filament binding. NCBI's taxonomy places the organism in Eukaryota, Bacillariophyta, Bacillariophyceae, Surirellales, Neidiaceae. Gene Ontology annotation, biological process: actin filament bundle assembly. Bases 125 to 1372 code for a protein of 415 amino acids. Gene Ontology annotation, cellular component: cytoplasm. The transcript has a single exon.
GAAUAACUGCCGAUGGCGGCAGCGAAGGAGCAACCGGACCGCUUGUGCAGGGACCGACCCGAUGUGAGUCCAGGAGUAGCAAGGAAACUAAACCGCUGAUUCGCAAGUUUCGUGAACGUGUACCAUGGUAUUUCUUCUCAAAGGGUGUCUUCCUUCGAAAGCGCGUCGAAGAGGUCGACAGCCUCUUCCCCACGCUCCCGACCUUGCCAUUAUUCCGACUUACCGGAGCGUCCCGCGUCAACUGAAUCCACUACUGACCGCCUGCUGGAAUCAGGAGUGGGAAAGUGUGCAAAAUUUACUGGAUUCGUACCCGGAGGACACGUACUACAAAACCGAUCACACUGGGCGCACGCCGUUGCACCUGGCUACCAUGCCGGGCACCACGUGCCCGGCGCCUCUCGUUCGGCGCAUGAUCCACGCAAAUCCGCACGCCGUAGUGGAAUGCGAUCGGCACCAGUUCGGUGGCACCCCUCUGCACUUUGUUUGUGGGUCGCAUCACGUGCACGACUCCAAUCUGGUCCAACUCUUGGUACAAGCCGCUCUGGAUACGCAUGCGCAAUUUCCCCAAUCCAUCCCCACCCUGCGCAUUCACGGAUGGUCACCUUUUCUGCUCGCCUGUCGCAAAAACCCUCCAAUUGCCACUAUUUUGAUCUUUUUGCGGGUGCAGAACACGCGACCGGAUGGACUAUGGAUGGUGCCGUGUACCGGUGGGGAAACGUACCUACAGAUCACUCGUGCACGGAUGUCGCGCGACCAAACGUCACAGUCGCCAUUGAACGCGUUGUACUACAGUAGCAUGAUGGAGCACGCUAUCGUUCUUCCAGAAUUUGGUGUACAUUUUUCAGAUCUUUCAACUUUACGGGAUAUGACCCGAGUCCUAUUCGAGUUGGAUUAUGAAACGAUAUCAACACUGAAGGAGCACCCAGAUCCUACGGUAUCCAUGUGGACAAAGUGUCUUUUGAUUCUUCGUCAACACGUUGACGAUCUUUCGUUUUUGGUGCACGCACUUGCGUGUCUCCACUUCCCAGUCACGCCGCUUCUGAAACUCGCGUGUGUUCUUUUCCCGGAACAAGCCUUCUUGUGUGAUGCCAACGGCCGGCUUCCUUUGCACUUGGCGUUGGUGGAACAAUGGAAAGAAUGGCAGGGCACCAUGGAAGUCUUAAUAGCGACGGCUCCGGAAACAGUCAGCAUCGUGGACCCCGUAUCGGGAUUGAUACCUGCUUGCCUGGCAUCCGCCAGUGCCAUGCAUCAUUCGCAUUUAAUUUCCAUGGAAUACGUCGAACUGGAAAUUGUCUUUCGACUUUUGCGUACCGAUCCAACCUCUCUUCGCAUACAACAAGAGUUUUUUCGAAGGUGGAAGGGACAAGCAUGA